This is a messenger RNA of Chaetura pelagica (chimney swift), 1464 nucleotides long. It is a transcript of the gene TAF15, whose product is annotated as TAF15 RNA polymerase II, TATA box binding protein (TBP)-associated factor, 68kDa. Gene Ontology annotation, molecular function: transcription coregulator activity; RNA binding. Lineage: Eukaryota; Metazoa; Chordata; Aves; Apodiformes; Apodidae. Gene Ontology annotation, cellular component: nucleus. The transcript is spliced from 16 exons. The record is from RefSeq and is a predicted model, not a curated record. Gene Ontology annotation, biological process: regulation of DNA-templated transcription.
AUGUGUUCUGAGGGUUGGGCUGUUGUAGUGCUCCCUCAUGAUUCUGGAAGUUACAGUCAUUCUGGGGGCCAGCAGAGCUAUUCAUCCUAUGGCAAUCAGGGCAGUCAGAAUUAUGGACAAGGACAGGGGUAUUCCAGUUAUGGGCAGAGUGGAGACAAUUCUUCCUACGGACAGAACUAUGGAAGCUAUCAUGGGAACUAUGGACAGAAUCAAACAGGUUAUGGACAAGAUUCCCAGGGGUAUGAUGAUGAAUCCAGUUAUGAAAACCAGAGUCAGAGCUCAUACAACCAGCAGUCCUACAGCAGCCAGGGGCAGCAGAAGGGGUCCUCCAGAGGUGGAAGAGGCUCUUAUGAACAAAAGUCAAACUAUGGUCAGCACCAAAGCUCUUAUGACCAGCAGUCAAACUAUGGACAAAACCAAGACUCUUAUGACCAGCAGUCAAGCUCCUAUGACCAGCAGUCGGGCUAUGGCCACCAGGGCUCCUAUGACCAGCAGUCGGGCUAUGGCCACCAGGGCUCCUAUGACCAAAAGUCAGGCUACAACCAGCACCAAAGCUCAUAUGGCCAUUCUCAGCAGUCCUACCAGUCUCAGAAGGGAAGCUAUAGUCACAACAGCCAAGAUGAUCGUCGUGAAAAGAGUAGGUAUGGAGAAGAUAAUAGAGGAUAUGGCGGGUCACAGGGAGGAGGUAGAGGGGGAUAUGACAUGGAUGGAAGAGGUCAUAUGUCUGGAUAUAGUGGUGGUGACCGUGGUGGCUUCAAAAAUUAUGGUGGUCAGAGGGAUUAUGGACCAAGAUCAGAUGCUGAUUCAGAGUCUGACAACUCUGAUAACAACACUAUCUUCGUGCAAGGACUUGGAGAAGAUGUUUCAACAGAUCAAGUGGCAGAUUAUUUCAAACAAAUUGGUAUUAUAAAGACCAACAAAAAGACUGGCAAACCCAUGAUAAAUCUGUAUACAGAUAAGGAUACUGGCAAACCAAAGGGAGAAGCCACAGUGUCUUUUGAUGACCCCCCUUCUGCCAAAGCAGCCAUUGACUGGUUUGAUGGGAAGGAGUUCAAUGGCAAUGUUAUCAAGGUUACUUUUGCAACCAGAAGGCCUGAAUUCAUGAGAGGAGGUGGAGGUGGUGGACGUCGAGGGUCACGAGGUGGAUAUGGAAGAGGUGGGGGCUUCCAGGGCAGAAGUGGGGAACCCAAAAAUGGUGAUUGGGUUUGUCCUAACCCGUCCUGUGGUAACAUGAACUUCGCUCGCCGGAAUUCCUGCAACCAGUGUGGUGAGCCCAGACCAGAAGAUUCACGUCCAUCAGGAGGUGUGUAAGAACAACUAGAUUUCCGUGGGAGAGGUGGCUAUGGAGGAGAGAGAGGGUAUCGAGGCCGUGGUGGCAGAGGUGGCGACCGGGGAGGUGGCUAUGGUGGUAAAAUGGGAGGAAGAAAUGAUUUCAGAAAUGAUCAGCGCAACAGACCGUACUGA